CGCGAGCAUCCGUAGGGAAGACGAUCGAGCGAGGAGCGAAGCGUGUCACAAUCGUGCUCGAGUGCGUGUGAGACAGUGUGACGAUGAGCAAGCGCCGGAAUGAUUUACUGUUCUCCGCUACCGUCGCCGUCGCAGUCGAUGGCCGUGCUCUGUAAGGAUCAGUGCGUCGUGCGCGAGACUCGGCCGUGCUAGGAGGCCCGACGAGAGCGGCGACUACCGGACGACGAGACGACGAUAUGAUCGCCCUCGAGAACGUAGGAUCGCGGCGCCGGGACUGGAAAUAAACGAGUUCCUCGCUCUUAGCGCUACUGGCCCCCGCAAACACGCACCUCGGGCAUGUCACGGUGCAUUUGAGCCAAAAUGGCAGCCACUUUAACCGUCGAACAGGAGCAAGCCACGAAGGAAUUUAUAGAAGCUGUAAACAAGUGCAGAGCUGGAAGACGAGCUGGUCCAGUGUCCUGGAGCACGGCGGUGAAAUUCUUAGCGGCGCGGAAAUUCGAGGUUCAACGUGCCCUAGCCCUGUACGAGCAGCACGAAGCUACCAGAAGAAGAGAGGGUCUAGCAGUUCUGCAUCCUACUCAGGAACCUUUACUCAGCGAAUUACGCACAGGAAAGUUCACUGUCCUGCCAUCAAGAGACGCAACAGGUGCAGCGAUAGCUAUUUUUACAGCGCACUUACAUCUUCCACAAAAUACGACGCACCAGACAACUCUGCAGGGUGUGGUGUACCAAUUAGAUGCGGCUCUCGAAAGCGCAGAGACUCAGAAGCAUGGUCUAGUUUUUAUUUAUGAUAUGUCUGACAGCAAGUACCAGAAUUUUGACUAUGACCUGUCGCAGAAAAUUCUGACACUUUUGAAGGGUGGUUAUCCGGCGAAACUAAAGAAGGUUCUGAUAGUAACGGCGCCGCUGUGGUUCAAAGCGCCUUUCAAGAUCCUCCGAUUAUUCGUUCGUGAAAAACUGAGGGAUAGAGUGUUCACCGUGUCUAUCCCUCAGCUGACGUUACAUAUUCCCCGGGAGUCGUUACCACAUCGUUUAGGCGGCACGUUGGAGGUACAGCAUGAAGCAUGGCUACUUCAUUGUCUUAAAUCCAUGACAAACCGAGGCGGGGGUGAACUGUGCGAGGUCACCCCGAGAGUGGGUACACCUGUCUCGCCUACGGCGAAGAAUCAUACAGUUCUUCAGAAUCCCAAUGGGACUACGCACAGUAACUCGACUAGUCCUAUAAUCGAUAAGAACAAGGUGAAAAAUGGUGUGUCGAACAUUGGCGACAUCGAGAUCACCGCAAACGGCGAUGUCUGGAUGGGCACCGACGAGGCACCGUCCCCAGUUCAGCCUCCGUCCUCGGCUAGUUCCGGUUUUAGUGACGACGAUAGCCUUCACGGGGAUCUCGGGCUUCAGGCUGUCACAAUGGAACAGUUUAUAGCCGACAUACACUCGAGAGGACGCGCUGGCCUCAUAGCGGAAUACGCUGAGAUUAGACAGAGACCGCCAGAUGGCCAAUUUAAUAAUGCAAAGUUAAAGUCUAAUCAAUCAAAGAAUCGCUACACCGACGUGCUUUGCUACGACCAUACCAGAGUCUGCCUCUCGCAGGUGGACGGGGACGCCACGUCCGAUUAUAUAAACGCGAAUUUCGUCGACGGUUACAAGCAGAAGAAUGCGUUUAUCAGUACUCAGGGUCCUCUCCCGAAAACUUGCGGUGACUUCUGGAGAAUGGUCUGGGAACAGCAGACGCUGGUCGUCGUCAUGACAACGAGAGUGGUGGAACGGGGUCGUACAAAGUGUGCGCAGUACUGGGGCCCAGAACCUGGUGAUGAAGUACAAGCAGGUGGUUUUACCGUCACUACUCUCGAGGUCGAUACGAAUCCUGACUACACAAUAUCCAUGCUUCUCCUUACAAACAAUAAGACUGAUGAGACGCGAGAGGUUUGCCAUAUGCUGUACACAGCGUGGCCGGAUUAUGGUGUUCCUCAGUCAGCUAAGGCUUUAUUACAAUUCUUAUCGUUAGUGCGACAGCAACAGAGCAAGUUACUCGCGAGUAGAGGAGACACUUGGGCCGGACAUCCUCGAGGACCACCUAUAGUUGUACAUUGCAGCGCAGGUAUCGGGAGAACAGGUACAUUUUGCACUUUGGACAUUUGCAUAUCGCGGUUGGAAGACACCGGAACCGUGGACAUCAGAGGAACUGUCGAGAGGAUCAGAGCGCAACGGGCCUACAGUAUUCAGAUGCCGGAUCAGUACGUGUUUUGCCAUCGCGCAUUGGCGGAGUACGCGCUUUCCAGGGGAAUGCUCAGCGCGCAGCAUCUCGCCAUGUUACCUCCGCCGUUCGACGAGGAUUCCGAUUAGAGAGAAAGAAGGAGAGAGAGAGAGAGAGAGAGAGAGAGAGAGAGAGAGAGAGAGAGAGAGAGAGAGAGAGAGAGAGAGAGAGAGAGAAAGUAAUUGCGUGCUCUGCUAUCAUAAUAUCGGAUUGAUGUUCUUCCCGAGUAUGCGUAUAUAGUAACCUCAAAUAGCCUAUUUCUACCUUAAACGACUGAAAGUUACUUUUUGCUAUCAUCCUGGUCGAUGUAACGAUCGGGCUUCUCGCUAUUUUCACGUCAGUCUCGAAAGAACUUCCGACGAAGUUAGAUUAGUUCUUUUCCAAGGCCAAAUGCGAUUGCGAGCUCGGGAAUUUCUACAUUUCUGUUGCUCGCAUCUUGUUCCGAUGAAUCCUACAUAAAGGCGCGUCAAAAGACAUUGAUCAAAAAUGAGUAUCUUAGUAGUGAGAUAUGUAGAAAGAUCUGGCGCACAAAUAGAAUUCGAUCGAUUCUACCUGAACUCUCCCAGAAAUUAUAAAUUACGAUUCGUAUCCGGGGCCUUAAGCAGGAACUCGGUAAAAUGGGCAGCUGUUAAUCUGCCUUACGGAAAUGUGAAGUAAUCAGCAACGUACGAAUAGAAGUUUUCGGGAUAACCAAAGAUUAUCCGCUAUACGAGUUAAAAAAAAAAA
Messenger RNA from Harpegnathos saltator (Jerdon's jumping ant), 2980 nucleotides. RefSeq names its product Protein tyrosine phosphatase Meg2 (gene Ptpmeg2). Gene Ontology annotation, biological process: protein dephosphorylation. NCBI's taxonomy places the organism in Eukaryota, Metazoa, Arthropoda, Insecta, Hymenoptera, Formicidae. The coding region runs from base 361 to 2343 and encodes 660 amino acids. Gene Ontology annotation, molecular function: protein tyrosine phosphatase activity. The transcript is spliced from 10 exons. The record is from RefSeq and is a predicted model, not a curated record.